AUGGACAGUGACACCCAGGUCGAAGAGGGCCGCUCCUCACGUCGCGGUCGCUUGAUGGGUAAGCUGUUUGGUGCCAAGGACAACAAAGAUCGAAAGCAGACCGACAAUGCUCUCAAUGUGAACGACUUCCUACAUGCGUCCGCCGACUCGCUUCACCCUACCACUGCCCCCUCGGCGCCGCCUCUACCCACGCUUUCGAAGCUUGACACGAGGAACGCAUCGCGCUACCCUCAAGCUCACGAUGUCGGCGGCGGUUCGCAGAACAGUCUUCCCCUGCAAAUUCGCCCCAAGACCCCGCCCCGCGCGCCCAAAAGAAACAGAAAAGGUUGCAUUGUCCGCUUUGCUGACACCCAACCCGAGGUGAUCGGCGAGGGUGGUGACGAGUCACCGCACCCCACGAUAGAAAUAUCCAAGCAGAAGAAGCUACGACCGCCUCCGUCCGCCCGGGCCCCGAGUGCGUACGAAGAGCCACCAAAACCAGCCGACCCUCCACCGUAUGACGAUUUUAUCCCGAAUCCUAUCAAGCGCACCCAGACUGGCUACACGUCCGCUAGAGAAGCCACUGCCUCAAGGCAAGACGACGUGCCUGGAGUGGCCGCGCGGACUAGGUUUUUGGACACUUCAAACAGCAGAGCCAAAGAUGAAAACAGAAGGUCGUUCCUCGAGAUACAGCAGGCGGAGAUGCGGCAAGCGGAGGGCAAGGCUUUCGCGGAAGCGGCCCGGUCUGCGGGCACAUCUCAGGCACAACAGCAGCAGCAUGCGCAGCAGCGAGAUUGGGAAGAUGCUAUAGAGAUCAAGCAGUCGCCACUUGACCGGCUGCGCUCAUCGCCACACCCUGCGGCAUUGGGACCGGCCCCCGCCGCCACACCACCACAGUAUUCCAGCGCGCGCCCCAUCUCUCCCGAAACGCAAUACAAUACCCAGUACAACAAGCCCCCGUCUCAACCAGACCAGAGCCCAUCCUCUGUCUACUCGACUCUCAGCGGUCACGGUCAGCAAGCCAACAUUUCGCGUCAACAGAGCGUCAACUCGCAUUAUGCUGGCAGCACGAUGGCCCCACCUUCUUCGGCAACCAACCGCCAACCCUCUUUCAACUUGCAAGACGCCCCUACGCCACUGGGGGACGAUGCCUUGAUGAUAUUUGUCACACGCACACGCCACUUGAGCGAGUUGUUCCGAUUGCAUGCCGAGACCGUUCGGCCAGUGGGCGCCUGCUCCACUCCAGAACUCAUCAGGGCAGCGCUAUGGUGGUUCCUCAAGGGCCGGAUGGGCCUCGAGAACGCAAUUAGGGCGCGGCCAGGAAGCCCAAAGGAACAGAUGCAGAACGAGAUGGAACGCCAACAGGGGUAUACAAACCUGGCGAAAGCGCACUGGCUUUCUGAAGAAGCGAUUCCCGAGAUGAUGUCGAACAAACGUUUACCGCCGGAUUCGGAGGUCGACGAAGCACGGAAGCUCGUGGUGUCUGCGCUGGGUAAGUUGGCUGGAUCCAUGAAGCGUAAUGGCUUCCUGCCUCCGAAGAGGCAUUCCUGCCGCAGACGAUUGAUAAUCCAUAUGGGUUGA
Verticillium alfalfae VaMs.102 is the source of this 1560-nucleotide messenger RNA. RefSeq lists its product as hypothetical. The transcript has a single exon. NCBI's taxonomy places the organism in Eukaryota, Fungi, Ascomycota, Sordariomycetes, Glomerellales, Plectosphaerellaceae. The record is from RefSeq and is a predicted model, not a curated record. The coding region runs from base 1 to 1560 and encodes 519 amino acids.